AUGGAUAAAUGCGCCAGAGAUAUCGCCAUGAUAAUUGAGGAUGUGCAGGGCUCCAUGAGCAUUCCUGAUAAGGAAGUGUUUCUGCGUCAACAGACGAAACAAUUAGGAGUACUUGUUCAGACUUACUCCGCGAUUUGGUCGGACAAAGAAAAAUUGGUCAUUACUAAUCGAGUGUAUAGGUAUAAAGUCGAGUAUUUAGCAUCCAGAGUGAAGCGGUCUCUCAAUAUCGUCGCAAAAUUCUGCAGAAAUUUGAUUUUUGAAAUAGUCGUGGACUGCUGUAAGGACGAUGGAAAAUUCACGAGACUUCUAUUUGGACUCGUCAAGGCUUACAAUGAUGCCCUUGAUUUAGACUGCAAUGUCUCCUCACAAUCCACAUCAGUGAAUAUUUACUCGAACGAUUGUCCAUCGAUGCUGGAGCCCUUGAAGAAAAUUUCAGUUACCAGAAUCCUACAAGUCCUAGCGAAAAACAAAGCGGAAGAGAAUUGCCACGAACUCAUCGAUUGUCUCCUCAUGAAUUAUCAACCGAGGAAUGAAGAAGAGAUGAAAUCCCCGCAAUCUUGGGAUGUGGAAAUGUCUGAAAAUUCGAGUAUUGAAAUAUACCGCGCCUUGACAAAGCACAUGACUCCACCAGGAGACAUCGCACUCCCAACCGAGAAGAAUAAUCCCGAUAAAAUUGACCCAGUGAAUUCGGAAAAUGUGGAAAGUAUAGAGACCCUCGUGGAAAAUCAGUCUCUCCACGUGGAUAAACUCAUGGAUGCUAUACGAGAAAUUUACCCGCAAUUAUUCGGGAUGGAGAACAUCAAGUAUGACUGCCGAGGUGAGACGAAGGUGAAAAAAAGUGCAUUGACACGGCUCUCGGAUUACUAUCAACAUGUCGUAUGGGCCGCAAUAUCCGGUAUAUUGGAUCAUGUCGUGCUCUGGUGGUCCCCCGAGGGCCUUGCUGCACGUCACAGCCAAGGGGCACAUCACCUCAAGGACUGGCUCCGACGAUUCAUCCAGACGAAUGAGAUCUCAUCAAUCGUCAGACCAGCACUUCUGAACCUCUGUGAUGCCCUGGGCUGUCACGUCACAGCCACUUGCUGGGAUGAGCUCUUCAGACUAGCCUACAUCGCAUCCUUCGAGUGCUGCUCAAAGCCCUUUUCCUCCGAGGGAACGGACACUGGCCAGAUGUUUGCUGAAUUAUGGCUGGACUACAUUUACCUUCACCGUAUUAAAUUCUCUGAAUUUGGAGCUCUACAGCUAUUAACAGAUUUCGCUCACGUCUCUCGUUGGGUGACCGAUUGUCCCAUCAUCUCCCAAGGGGUCAAAGGUCAUUUAUUGAAGAACGAGCUUCUUCGACGGUGUGAAGGAGUUGGAAGAUUGCUAUUGAGGCAUCCUGGGGAGGCGAUUGCUAUGCAGAAGCGUAGGUACCGUCGAACAAACGAUAAUGGAUCUCCACAAUCUUUGGGACUGGAGAGAAUGCCAGCAGAGAUGUAUGUCCCUAAUCAACAGCAAUGGCUUGAGCUCAGAGCCUCAAAGACUUACAAACUCUACUGUUGCACGGAUUAACGAUUUUUUCACGGGCCAGCCCUUGAAGCCCAAAAAGAGCAAGAAGCCCUUCAAUCCCAUGUGAACUUUGAACGUGAACUUCUAUUCUUCUUAUCAUAUUUCUAGAUAUUAUCUGAUUUCCUCGGUGUUGCCUUCAUGUUUUAUCGCUCAAAUAAUUCAUUAGAUUCCAAUUUAAUGAAAUUUGAUAAGAUUAAUGGAAUUUAAUGAAGCCAGUGUUAUAAUAGAAUUUGUCUGGAACAUUGAUCGCUCU
Molecule: messenger RNA, 1798 nt
Organism: Fopius arisanus
Lineage: Eukaryota; Metazoa; Arthropoda; Insecta; Hymenoptera; Braconidae
Exons: 11
Coding region: 1-1548 (515 amino acids)
Source: RefSeq, a predicted model, not a curated record